Messenger RNA from Magnolia sinica, 1579 nucleotides. RefSeq names its product CBL-interacting serine/threonine-protein kinase 14-like. The record is from RefSeq and is a predicted model, not a curated record. Lineage: Eukaryota; Viridiplantae; Streptophyta; Magnoliopsida; Magnoliales; Magnoliaceae. The coding region runs from base 96 to 1412 and encodes 438 amino acids. Gene Ontology annotation, biological process: signal transduction; protein phosphorylation. The transcript has a single exon. Gene Ontology annotation, molecular function: ATP binding; protein kinase activity.
UCAGCCCCUGAAAAUCCAGAAAGCAUUCCAAUUUCCAACUCAUCCAUCACAGAAAAGAAAACCAAACGCAAAAGGCUCAUACGCUCGUAUCUCCAAUGCCGGAGAUCGAGCCAGAUCCCGGCGAGACAUCGUCGGCGGCGAAGGUCAUCUUCGGAAAGUAUGAGCUUGGGAAGCUCCUCGGCUGUGGGGCCUUCGCCAAGGUUUACCACGCCAGGACCGUCCGAUCUGGGCAAAGCGUCGCCAUCAAGAUCAUCAGCAAGCAGAAGGUCCUGAAAUCUGGCCUAAUGGCGAAUAUCAUGCGGGAAAUCUCUAUCAUGCGCCGGUUGCGCCACCCGCACAUCGUCAAGCUCUACGAGGUCCUCGCCACACGUACGAAGAUAUACUUCGUGAUGGAGUACGUGAAGGGUGGCGAGCUGUUCGGGAAGGUCGCAAAGGGGCGGUUUAGCGAGGAUCUCAGCCGACGGUAUUUCCAGCAGCUGAUCUCGGCCGUCGGAUUCUGUCACUCCCGUGGCGUCUUUCACAGGGAUCUGAAACCGGAGAACCUCCUCCUCGACGAGAACGCUGUCCUGAAGGUAUCGGAUUUCGGCCUCAGCGCUAUUUCGGAUCAGAUCCGAAACGACGGGCUGCUACACACGCUCUGCGGGACACCGGCUUAUGUAGCCCCCGAGAUUCUGGCCAAGAAGGGGUAUGACGGAACAAAAGUCGAUAUAUGGUCCUGCGGCGUUAUUCUCUUCGUCUUGAAUGCGGGCUACCUUCCUUUCAAUGAUCCUAACCUCAUGGUCAUGUACCGGAAGAUCUACAAGGGCGAUUUCCGCUGCCCGAGGUGGACCUCACCCGACAUGAAGCGGAUGCUGUACCGCCUCCUGGACACGAAUCCCGAGACCCGGAUCACCGUCGAUGAGAUCCUGCGGGACCCCUGGUUCCGGAAGGGCUUCGAGGAGGAGAAAUUCAAAUUCCAUGAGGAGGAUUUCGGUAUCGGCUGCUACAAACCGGAUCUCGAUAAGGAUGACCGAAACGCUACGGUCCUGAACGCCUUCGACAUCAUAUCGUUCUCGUCCGGCUUCGAUUUAUCGGGCCUGUUCAGCGAGUCCGAUAAAUCCGUUCCUGACUCGGACCGGUUCGUAACGGCCAAGUCGGAAGAGAGGAUAAUGGCGAAACUGGAGGAGGUUGCGAGGGAGGAACGGCUGGUGGUGCGGAAGAAGAAGGAAUGGAGGGUCGUGAUGGAGGGACAGAACGGUAAUUUGGUUAUCGGCGUGGAGGUUUACCGGCUAACGGGUGAGCUGUCGGUCGUGGAGAUGAGGAGGGUAGGAGGGGACGUACGGGCGUACGGGGAGUUUUGGAGGGAGAAGCUACGGCCGGGGUUAAGCGCCUUGGUAUACAACCCGAGUCAGCCGGUUGCCGGUAACGCUUGACCGAACAUUUAACGGCCUGCCGUUUAUUUGUCAGAUUUGCCUCGCUGUGGACUUGGGAUCCGGCGUGUUCCCGGCGUUGCGUCAGAUGUCGCUUAUAUUAUUAAAAUUAUGGUGUCUUUUUAUACAUAUGGAAUAACGGACAAUCGUAUAUACGUACAAAUUUUUUA